UUCGCCGCCGUCUUCAUCAAACAGCGCGACCUUGCAUCUCGGCUUUGUCACCGCCGCAACUCGAACCCAUAACCGUCGCCAGUUGAUUCUAUCGCGUACGUGAUCUUGCGAAUACGCCAAGAUGUCUGACUACGGUGGCGACGACGACCGCGAGCCUCUCAACGACGAGCCGGCGUUCGACGAAGAUGCCGAUGAAUACUACGAGCCAGAGCCGGACCCGGCCGAGGAGGAUGACGCGGCGCGCGCGCCAGAGCAGGACGGCGAGCAGCAGGAUGGCGAUCACGUCGUGGUGUCGGGCGACCCUAAUGCGGCGGCCAACCACGGCAAGGGCAACGAAAAGUCCCACAAGGACAAGAAGAUCCCGAACGAUCAGCGCACCACGACGCCCUUCAUGACAAAGUACGAGAGGGCGCGCAUCCUGGGCACGAGGGCGCUGCAGAUCAGCAUGAACGCGCCGGUGCUGGUAGACCUUGAAGGCGAGACGGAUCCGCUGCAGAUCGCUAUCAAGGAGUUGAAGGAGAAGAAGAUCCCUUUGAUUGUGCGCCGGUACUUGCCAGAUGGAUACUAUGAGGACUGGACCUGCGAGGAGCUUCUCCAAUGAUGCCAUUGUGUUUUUUGAAGAAAACGAGGAAAACCAAGACUGCAUUAGCGAGGGCGUUGGGGUAUUGCUUUAUUGCUGUUUGAGAUAAGGGUUACUCGCUUGGAGAGAGAUCGGGGGUCAAUAUUGGGUCUUGCAUGGUCCCUGAGCCGUAAUCCGUGGUCGCUCGUAGUGGUGAUGCUCUUUUUGCUUCGAUGGAGGAGUCAUAGGCAUAUCCUGGCCUGGCUCCUCGAUUUCUUUCAAGGUUCUUAGAGACUUCGACAAGCCAAAGGUGGCUGUUGCAGAUGCAGACGAGGACAAGAUACUUGACAGACUAGCAAAGAUUCAGAAUGUAAUCCGACUCACACAACCUGAAGCUUAAGUACAUCAGUCUAUGGGCUGUGUGAAGAGGCUGGUGUUGUGAACU
Chaetomium strumarium is the source of this 1004-nucleotide messenger RNA. RefSeq names its product RNA polymerase, subunit omega/K/RPB6. Bases 122 to 601 code for a protein of 159 amino acids. The transcript has 4 exons. The record is from RefSeq and is a predicted model, not a curated record. Gene Ontology annotation, biological process: transcription by RNA polymerase II; tRNA transcription by RNA polymerase III; transcription by RNA polymerase I. Gene Ontology annotation, molecular function: DNA binding. Gene Ontology annotation, cellular component: RNA polymerase II, core complex; RNA polymerase III complex; nucleus. Lineage: Eukaryota; Fungi; Ascomycota; Sordariomycetes; Sordariales; Chaetomiaceae.